CUCGUAUGCCAUGCUGAAGUGGCCUGCACUCCUCGGAAGGCGGCUGCCGGAUGGGAAGCACUGAAGAUCAUUCUGAAGAUUAAAUGGGAGACAAUACACCAAUGAUACAGCAGGAAUCUAAUUAUCGAGUCAUCUAGGGCCAAAGCUGAGCCCUCCGUACUGUAAACACAUUCUUGCCUGUUUUGAAGCAGAAAUACAUAGAGUUUAAAAAGUACCUAAAAUAGGUAGUUCCAAAGUAGAUUUUAGGAGAUGUCAGUGAACACCCCUUCCAGCUCAGUGCCCGGUGGUGCCAGCCGUUUUCAAGUCCAUGUCGUAAACGAGGGCCGUGGCAGCGGCGCAGCCAUGAGCGAUAGCACGGACCCCCCACAUUACGAAGAGACCUCUUUCGGAGACGAAGCCCAAAACAGACUGCGAAUCAGCUUUCGGCCUGGCAAUCAGGAGUGCUACGACAAUUUCAUCCAAAAUGGAGACGCUGCUAAAACAGACAGCACUUUUCACGCCUACGACUCUCACACGAACACCUACUACCUACAAACCUUUGGCCACAACACCGUGGACGCCGUCCCCAAGAUUGAGUACUACCGCAACACGGGCAGCGUGAGCGGGCCCAAGGUCAAUCGGCCCAGCCUUCUGGAGAUCCACGAGCAGCUGGCCAAGAAUGUGGCCGUGGCCCCUGGCUCAGCCGACAGGGUUGCUAAUGGUGAUGGAAUGCCUGGAGAUGAACAAGCAGAAAACAAGGAAGAAGACACAUCCGGGGUUGUGAAGUUUGGAUGGGUGAAAGGCGUGCUGGUGAGGUGCAUGCUGAACAUCUGGGGAGUCAUGCUCUUCAUUCGCCUCUCCUGGAUUGUCGGAGAAGCCGGAAUUGGUCUUGGUGUGAUUAUCAUCGGCUUAGCCGUGACAGUGACAGCCAUCACUGGUUUAUCCACCUCUGCUAUCGCCACAAAUGGAUAUGUCAGAGGAGGUCUGGGAGUCAUCAUCAUCGCCCUGAGCGUAGUAGUGACGACACUCACAGGUAUUUCAAUGUCCGCCAUUUGCACAAACGGAGUAGUUCGAGGAGGAGGAGCCUACUACCUGAUUUCCCGGAGCUUAGGGCCCGAGUUCGGAGGAUCUAUAGGCUUGAUCUUUGCUUUCGCCAACGCAGUGGCUGUCGCCAUGUAUGUGGUGGGGUUCGCAGAGACUGUGGUCGAUCUCCUUAAGGAGAGUGAUUCAAUGAUGGUGGAUCCAACCAAUGACAUCCGGAUAAUUGGUUCCAUCACCGUGGUGAUUCUCCUAGGAAUCUCAGUAGCUGGGAUGGAGUGGGAAGCGAAGGCCCAGGUGAUUCUCCUGGUGAUUCUUCUCAUUGCCAUUGCAAACUUCUUCAUUGGAACUGUCAUUCCAUCCAACAACGAGAAGAAGUCUAAAGGCUUCUUCAACUACCAAGCGUCCAUAUUUGCAGAAAACUUUGGGCCAAGCUUCACGAAGGGUGAAGGCUUCUUCUCCGUCUUUGCCAUCUUUUUCCCCGCUGCCACUGGGAUCCUUGCUGGUGCCAACAUCUCUGGAGACCUGGAGGAUCCCCAGGAUGCCAUCCCCAGAGGAACCAUGCUGGCCAUUUUCAUCACCACUGUUGCCUACAUAGCUGUUGCUAUCUGUGUAGCGGCAUGUGUGGUCAGAGACGCCACCGGAAGCGUAAACGACACCAUCGUUUCUGGGAUGACCUGCAACGGGUCCGCGGCCUGCGGACUGGGCUACGACUUCUCAAGAUGUCAGCACGAACCUUGUCAGUACGGGCUGAUGAACAAUUUUCAGGUCAUGAGCAUGGUGUCAGGGUUCGGCCCCCUCAUCACCGCAGGGAUCUUUUCCGCCACACUCUCCUCGGCCCUGGCCUCCCUCGUCAGUGCGCCCAAAGUCUUCCAGGCCCUGUGCAAGGACAACAUCUUCAAAGGACUGCAGUUCUUCGCAAAGGGAUAUGGGAAAAACAACGAGCCCCUGAGAGGAUACCUUCUCACUUUUGUGAUAGCCAUGGCGUUCAUUCUCAUCGCGGAACUGAACGUCAUAGCGCCCAUCAUCUCCAACUUCUUCCUGGCCUCGUAUGCGCUUAUUAAUUUCUCCUGCUUCCAUGCCUCCUACGCCAAAUCUCCAGGAUGGAGGCCAGCAUAUGGGAUUUACAACAUGUGGGUAUCUCUUUUUGGAGCAAUUUUGUGCUGUGCGGUCAUGUUCGUCAUCAACUGGUGGGCAGCUGUCAUCACCUAUGUCAUCGAGUUAUCCCUCUAUAUCUAUGUGACUUAUAAGAAGCCAGAUGUGAACUGGGGUUCCUCCACCCAGGCGCUUUCCUAUGUGAGCGCUUUAGACAACGCUCUGGAACUAACCACAGUGGAAGACCAUGUGAAAAAUUUCAGACCCCAGUGCAUUGUCUUGACAGGGGGACCCAUGGCAAGACCGGCUCUCUUGGAUAUAACCCAUGCUUUUACGAAGAAUAGCGGCCUCUGCAUCUGCUGUGAAGUCUUUGUGGGCCCUCGCAAGCUGUGUGUUAAGGAGAUGAACAGCGGCAUGGCUAAAAAACAGGCCUGGCUCAUAAAGAACAAAAUCAAGGCGUUUUACGCGGCAGUGGCAGCAGACUAUUUCAGAGACGGUGUCCGGAGUCUCCUUCAGGCCUCAGGCUUGGGGAGAAUGAAGCCAAACACUCUAGUGAUUGGAUAUAAAAAAAACUGGAGGAAAGCUCCCUUGUCAGAGAUUGAGAACUACGUGGGAAUCCUACAUGACGCCUUUGACUUUGAGAUCGGUGUGGUCAUCGUCAGAAUCAGUCAAGGGUUUGACAUCUCUCCGGUUCUCCAGGUCCAAGAUGAACUGGAGAAGCUGGAACAGGAGCGGCUGGCACUGGAGGCAGCAAUCAAAGACAAUGAGAGCGAGGAGGGGAAGGGAGGCAUCCGGGGCUUGUUUAAGAAAGCCGGCAAGCUGAACAUUACCAAGCCAGUUCCGAAAAAAGACGGCAACAUCAACACCAUCCAGUCGAUGCAUGUCGGGGAGUUCAACCAGAAACUGGUGGAAGCCAGUGCUCAGUUUAAAAAGAAGCAAGGAAAAGGCACGAUCGAUGUGUGGUGGUUAUUCGAUGACGGAGGGUUAACCCUUCUUAUUCCAUAUAUCUUGACUCUCAGAAAAAAAUGGAAAGACUGUAAGUUAAGAAUCUACGUUGGAGGAAAGAUCAACCGUAUUGAAGAGGAAAAGAUUUCAAUGGCUUCUCUCCUCAGCAAAUUUAGGAUAAAAUUUGCAGACAUCCAUAUAAUUGGAGACAUCAACAUCAAGCCAAACAAAGAGAGCUGGAAAGUCUUUGAGGAGAUGAUUGAACCUUAUCGACUCCACGAAAGCCACAAAGAUUUGACCACUGCUGAGAAAUUAAAAAGAGAGAGUCCGUGGAAGAUUACAGACGCAGAACUGGAAGCAGUCAAGGAAAAGAGUUACCGCCAAGUCCGGCUGAAUGAGCUCUUACAGGAACAUUCGAGAGCCGCCAACCUGAUCGUAUUGAGCCUUCCAGUGGCGAGAAAAGGAUCCAUAUCGGAUUUGCUGUACAUGGCGUGGCUGGAAAUUCUGACCAAGAACCUGCCUCCUGUGUUACUGGUUAGAGGAAAUCACAAAAAUGUCCUGACAUUUUACUCCUAAAGAGUGAGAAAUGAGAAAUGUUGCAUCCUGACAUCUAAAUAUGAAACACAUCUGGUACUUUGUGUUCUAAAACCUCGUCGGUAGAUGUACAAACCUCUGGAGACUAGUCUACCUGACUCUACACAAAUGUUGUCUUUAAAAUAAGAGUUGUUACUAAUGAGAGGCUUCCCCAUUAGUUUAAGGAACAUCAAAAGCCAUGCCACUCCUAGAGAAACAGUCGUAGUUGCUAAUAAACAUGAAAUUAAUAAACCCUAGCUGGCAUGCUAAUCUGGAUGGAGCUCCAUGCAAACCUAAUCUCGUUUCUGUGGAGUCUGCUUGGCCCCACGCAGGCCUCAGUCCCGCAGCAGGCUGCCCAUAAGCGCUUAUUGAUGGGCUGGUAUGGGGACGGCAGGUGGCAAUCUCAGGGAAAGACCUGCUGGGUCAGCGGCCCGAUUCUGCUUGGCCUCCUGAGAGGCUUAUGAAGAUUUAAAAAUCAAUAACUGAAAACUUUGUGAAGGACUGGAGUCUGCGGAAUGUUCCAAGCAGUUACCUAAAUAAGGUUUAUUUAAUGCGGCAGAUAAUGUACUUACAAGUGAUGGUUGAUAGCGCAGGGCUUGCAUUUGCUGCUGGCUGAAGGGAUUUGAGGGAGGCAGGUAAGAGACACAUGUUCCACUUAAAUGAAAUCCAGUCGAUUCUUAACAUAGAAAUUUCAAUUGUCUUCCCUACUAUAGAUUUUUAACUUUCUAUCUUAAUACUAUUUUGCUCAUUUUUUUCUCUAAUUAAGUGGUUUGCAUAGAUGAAAUCAAAAUAGAUGUGUCAUUGAAAAAUAAUCUCAUAAAUUUUCAGUCUACUAUUAAAAAUACAUCCAGACUGUACAUUUAUUUACUUCCUAUAGUUCUUAUAUAGGCUUUAAAGAAUAGCAAGACAUAAAUGAAGAAAACUUGUAAAAUUUAAGAAUACAGGUGAUGAUUCUUCUUCUUGAUAGUGUGUCUAUAAUAUUUAAUCACAGAAAAAAAAUUGUUUAUCUGAUAAAUGGCUUGUUUUUUGUUUUGUUCUGUUUUGUUUUUUUCUUGACAUAUUUUGACUAUUCUGGGGAAACAUGUGGGGGCAAAUUGACCUGAAAUAAAAUCGUUAAAAUGUG
Messenger RNA from Myodes glareolus (Bank vole), 4753 nucleotides. The record is from RefSeq and is a predicted model, not a curated record. Lineage: Eukaryota; Metazoa; Chordata; Mammalia; Rodentia; Cricetidae.